Molecule: messenger RNA, 1638 nt
Organism: Rotaria sordida
Lineage: Eukaryota; Metazoa; Rotifera; Eurotatoria; Philodinida; Philodinidae
Source: the annotation of a GenBank genome assembly
CAACAACUUCUCAAUGUUCACAAUCUUCCUUCUUUCGAUAAACAUGCACAAAAUAUUAUUGAUCAUUUAAUCAAAAUUCUACAAAAUCCAUCAUCAACUAAUCCAAAUGAUGAUGCACUGAUUAUUGUUGCAUUAAAAACAUUCUGUAAUUUAACGAAAAAUUCUGAAAUUCGUAUGAUUAUGAAAAAACGUCGUUUAAUAUAUCUCUUCAAUAGAUAUACUGAUAUUGAAAUGGGUGAAAAACGAAAGUUAGCAUUUGAAAUUCUGGCAGAAAUUAUGGAUGAACAAGAAGUUAACGAUAAUUCAAGUGAAAUAACUUCUAUUUUUAUUGAUCAACUCAAACAACUUAAUCAAAAUGAAUAUAAUCCAAACCUUGAUAAUACAUUAUCAAGUCUCAAUGCAUUGAUACAACAUGAACAGAUAAAAAAUGAAUUUAUUAAACAAGAUGGUCUCGAAAAAUUCAUUACAUUUAUUCGUGAUGGUGAUCCAAGUAAACAAUCUAGUAAACAGUUAGAAGAUGCUCUUAAAAUACUUUGGUCAUGUACAUUCAACAAUCCUGAAGUGUUGAACAAACUAAAACAAGAUCAAAAUUUAAUGACUCGUGUCAAUCAUUUACUUGAAAUAUCAAGGCAAAAUAAAGAUACUACAUUAGAAAAGGCAGCUGAAGGUCUCAUUUGGAAAGUAGAAAAAGAAGAAAAAUUCAUAGAAGAACAAAUUGCUGAAGCAGAAAAGAAAAAACGAAAAACUCAAGAAACUGGCAUUGAAGAAGAAGAAGAAGAAGAAGAAAAAGAAGAAGAACAAAAAUAUGAUUUUAUGAUAUCUUAUUCAUGGGCUGAUAUUGACUUAGCUCAUCGUAUCUUUAACUAUUUAACUGAAAAACUUGGUUAUAAAGUUUGGCUUGAUCAAGAACAAAUGCAUGGAUCAACAAUCCAAGCAAUGGCAAAUGCAGUUGAAAAUGCUGAAUUUAUUCUAAUGUGUAUGUCAGAAACAUAUAAACGAAGUGCAAAUUGUCAAUCUGAAGCUGAAUAUGCAUUUAAUCGUAAAAAACAUAUAGUUCCAAUUAAGAUGAAAAAAGAUUAUGUAGCAGAUGGAUGGUUAGGUUUUAUAUUAGGUACUCGAAUGUAUAUUGAUUUCGGUACAUAUGAUUUCGAUAAAGCAAUCCAAUUACUUGAAAAUGAAAUACGAUUGCAGAAGAAAAAGCGUAAAGAUGCUAAAGAAGCUGCUAAAAUGGAAAAGAAAAUUGAAAUAGAUAAUCAAAAUAAGAAAAAUGUAAAUGAAGAAAUUGAAAGUCACCAUAAUGGAAUAGAAGAAGCAAUGAACUUCGAUAAUAUUUUAAAUUGGAAUGAAAAUGUUGUACGAGAUUUUCUCAUGAGAAAAAAUCUUUCAGAUUUUUUACCACUUUGUGAUGGAAUUAAUGGUAAUGAAUUAAACAAUUUAUAUGAUAUGUGUAGAAACAAUUCAGCGUUGAUGUAUGAUGCAUUAACAUCUGAACUUUUAAAACUUCACGAUAAAUUUUUACCAAUUUCUACUUAUCUUCAUUUUAUGAGUCGUCUAGGUGCUGUUUGUGCUGAUAAUUUACCUUUAAAUCCAUUGAUUUAUAGGAAAUACUUGGAAGAAUAUUUACACGAUGAUGAAUAA